This is a messenger RNA of Malassezia restricta, 1479 nucleotides long. Its product is annotated as PHD finger domain protein. The record is from RefSeq and is a predicted model, not a curated record. Lineage: Eukaryota; Fungi; Basidiomycota; Malasseziomycetes; Malasseziales; Malasseziaceae. The coding region runs from base 1 to 1479 and encodes 492 amino acids. The transcript has a single exon.
AUGGGGGACGACGAGAAGCACGUCGAGCAGGCGGCCCUAGAGCACGAGGACCUCGACGACAAGUCUGAAACCGAGCGCACGCCGACUCGUCGCUCGCGGCGCAUGCAUGCUCAGGACGAGCAGGAGGACAUGGAGGCCGUCGUGGAUGCGCCGCCCCCGCCGUCGCCGACAGCACCGCACAUGGACGGCACAGAGAGCGGCGAUGAAGGCGUGACGCGAUGCGUGUGCGGAAGCCCUGACGAGAAUCUGGGGCUGAUGAUCCAGUGCGAGACGUGCAAGUCCUGGCAGCACUGUGCGUGUAUGGGCAUGCACACGGAGGAAGACUGCCCGGAUGUGUACUACUGCGAGCAGUGCCGCCCAGAGAACCAUAUCGAGCUUCUGCGCUCACUUGGAUUCCUCUCGGCCAAGAUACAGCGGCGCGGCACGUCGCGCCAAAGUGGGCGCCCGAUGUUUUCCCGCGAAUCGGCCCAGGCCCUACGUGAGGCCCGCGAUGCCAUCCGGGAGAUGGCCAUCGAGAAUGCCGCGCGCUUGCGUGGCCAUGCGCCCAGCAAGCCUGCCGCAACGCCCCGCAGCGCGUCGGAAUCGCGCGCAAUGCCCAAGCGGCGCACGAUGAACAGUCGCGAUUUUGGCGAGGACGGCUGGGAGCCCAUCCCACCAGAGCUCUUGCGUGAAGACGAGAACGACGACCAUGAUCAGGACGAUGCUUUGGAUCGUAAGCGCAAGCGAUUCUCGGACGAGGCGAACGAGCACGUCGCGUUGGACAAGCGGCGGCGCACCGAGCAGCGGCGAUCGGCUCAGCCGCCCGACGAGACGCAUCGCGAGACGCCGCAGCCCGAAGCACGCCUCCCGCGCAAAUCGAAGGAAACAGAGAAGCCGAAGCAUGCAAACCAGUACACAUACCGCCACAAGCAAGACGAAGACACGCAGCCAGCGCCAGCGCCGCCGAGUCUCGCUCGCUCACGCGAGGGACGUCGCCCAGGGCGCGCGCAGGACAGUGCCAGUCGGUCUGGCACGCCUCAGCCCGACGCAUCGCAUCGCGCCACGGCUCAUCAUACCCUGCCAGAGCACCUCUCGCACCUGGCGUACCUGUUACCGCCCGCGCUGGAGGACGAAGAGCCACGAGCACCGAUGCAGCCACCUCGGCCAGGCCUGCCGCCGCCAUUUGAGUGUGUGACACCGAUCGACACCUCCAUCAAGAUCCGAUUCCCACAGAAGCGCAUGACGAUGGGCGAGAUGCGCAAGCGCGUGCGAGUGACAGGCGAAUACAUGACGCGCAUCCAGCUGGAGGCCGUGGAUCGCGAAAAGCGCGUGGCCUUCCUCCGAUCCGUCGUGAGCGGCGACAAGCCUCCGACAGACGAGUUACCUCUGAGCAUGCAGCUCGCCGAUCAGCUGUCGCGCGACUUGGCCGCCUUUCAGCGGCGUUUUGGCAUGCAAGGCACGCUGGGCUCGCGCACAGACGACGUGGCGUCGGAUGCCUAA